Molecule: messenger RNA, 348 nt
Organism: Trichobilharzia regenti
Lineage: Eukaryota; Metazoa; Platyhelminthes; Trematoda; Strigeidida; Schistosomatidae
Source: the annotation of a GenBank genome assembly
AUGAGUUAUAUUAGAGGGUGUCAAGAAUGCAAACAACGUUCUGAAGAAAGAUCCUUAAAUAAGUAUAAUAUACACAGUGGUCUGGCUAUUCAUGAUAAAAACGGGAUGGUUGAUGCAGUAUAUACGUAUACUUUUGUAUAUCAGGUACCAGAUGUCUCAGUAAGCAGUGUAAUACAUGUAAGUUACAUGUUUUCAUUUGACACAAACUGGAUCUCCACUCACUUAAUUGGAAUAGGCUUGUUGAGCACAUCAGUAUUGAUAGAAUACAGUGAAAACUUAUGGAAAAACAUAUGUGUGCCGUGUACGCAGAUGGAACUUACUGACGGUAACAGAGGACUACUCAUCUGA